This is a messenger RNA of Malurus melanocephalus (red-backed fairy wren), 2242 nucleotides long. It is a transcript of the gene SCCPDH, whose product is annotated as saccharopine dehydrogenase (putative). NCBI's taxonomy places the organism in Eukaryota, Metazoa, Chordata, Aves, Passeriformes, Maluridae. The transcript is spliced from 12 exons. Gene Ontology annotation, biological process: glycolipid biosynthetic process. The coding region runs from base 43 to 1359 and encodes 438 amino acids. Gene Ontology annotation, cellular component: mitochondrion; lipid droplet; plasma membrane. The record is from RefSeq and is a predicted model, not a curated record.
GCGCUGCCCGGCGCUGCUGCCAGUGCACAGUCUGCUGUCGCCAUGGCGGCCGGCGGUAGUGCCAAGGCGGCCGGGCGGCCCUACGACAUGGUGGUGUUCGGCGCCUCGGGCUUCACCGGCCAGUUCGUGGUGGAGGAGGUGGCGCGGGCGGCGGCGGCCGGCGAGGGGCAGCUGUGCGGCGGCCGCCUGCGCUGGGCCGUGGCCGGCCGGAGCCAAGAGAAGCUGCGGGCGGUGCUGGAGCGGGCGGCCGAGCGGCUGGGGAAAGCGACGCUCGGGGAGGAGGUCGGCGUGCUGCUCUGCGAUGUGAGCGACGCGGGCUCGCUGGCCACCAUGGCGAAGCAGACCCGGCUGGUGCUCAACUGCGUGGGCCCGUAUAGAUUCUUUGGAGAACCUGUGGUAGAAGCUUGUGUUGAAAAUGGUGCAAGCUGUAUUGACAUUAGUGGAGAACCCCAGUUUCUGGAAGGAAUGUACCUMAAAUACAAUGAAAAGGCUGCGGAAAAGGGAGUAUAUGUCGUUGGGAGCUGUGGCUUUGACUCUAUACCAGCGGAUAUGGGAGUACUGUACACCAGAGAUAAGUUGAAAGGUACCUUAACUGCUGUUGAGAGUUUCCUGUCGGUGAAAUCUGGGCCUGAGGGUGUUUGUGUACAUGAUGGGACCUGGAAGUCAGCUGUCUAUGGCCUUGCGGAUGAAGACAACCUGAGGAAGCUUCGGAAGAAGAUAGGAUAUGCCCCUGUUCCAGUAGUUGGUGCUAAGCUUAAAAGAAGAGGAUUUUUGUUUUACAAUCAGGAAUUCAAGGAGUACUGCAUUCCAUUCAUGGGAUCUGAUGCUUCUGUUGUGAAAAGGACUCAGCGUUACUUGCACACCAAGUUGCAGGAAACACCUGUUCAGUAUGGCGCUUAUGCGAAUAUUGGUGGUCUGGGCUCUGCUAUCAAGCUGAUGUUUGCUGGCAUGUUAUUUCUUCUUCUGGUGAAGUUUAAUUUUGGAAGAAAACUUCUGACAAAAUACCCGGAAUUUUUCUCUGCUGGACGCUUCACAAAGGAAGGACCAACCCAGAAACAGAUGGAUGGAACCUCUUUUACAAUGACUUUUUUUGGUGAAGGUUACAGUGAGGGACAAGAUCCCCAGAGUGGCAAACCAAAUGUGAAGAUCUGCACUGAAGUGAAGGGACCAGAGCCUGGAUAUAUUGCUACGCCAAUUGCAAUGGUUCAAGCAGCUGUAUCUCUUCUGGAAGAUACAGCUUCUCUGCCUAAACAGGGUGGUGUAUAUUCUCCAGGAGCUGCCUUCUCCAAAACAAAGCUGAUUGAUCGCCUGAACAAACGUGGCGUUGAGUUCUCUGUUAUUAGCAAGCCUGAAGUCUGAAGUCAAAAUGUAACUGUAUGAACUAACAACUUUCCUGGGUCUAACUCUAAUAAAACUCAUUUGGCUGCAAAAGCCUAAUAAUAAAAUAGUUUCACUGUGCUAUUGUUUGCAGCAGAAACAGAAGAAAAUUUGAGUAAAAACUGUAAUAGUAUUUGCUGUAGUGAGUAACUCCUAAAGGGUAGGUAUUGAGUGUUAAUUCACAGACAUACUAAAUUGGUAACUUCUUGGGUACUAAUUCUAGAAUUUAAUCUCAUUCAUCUGAGUUCAAGUUCCUACUUCAUGGACCCUCUAUAGCAUCUGAUUCACAACUAACCAUAACUGCCUUGCUUUGGCCCAUUUACUGCAACAGUGUAAAGCAGGCAGUGUGGAAAAGUGCCUUAGCAGAUGAAACUACUGCUUAUUCCUCGUGUGUUUGGCAUAUGUCUUUAUUAAAAUCUUCAAUGAAUCUUUGCUUUAUUUAAUAACUGUUCUUAGUGCAGAUUUGUGUGUAGUUAGGUAAGUAGCAAUGAAGUGUAUUGUGCUUUUGCUUCUGUAAAGAAGGAGGCUUGUUCUGUUGGUUGUUUUUGGAAUCUGACCUGAUGGGACCCAGGUUCUGGAUGCACUGGCCAGUUUCACACUUCUUGAUACUGUGGUUGAUGAGCCUGCUUUUUGCUGUUAGCAUAAGAAUUACGAAAGUGUCUUAUAGGGUUCUCCAUCUGAUUUCUGGGUUUGUGUUCGUAGGGAACAGAAGCUUUGAGUCACAGGAAUAUUUGGAAAGUAGGCUUUGUGAUUUUUGGGAGUGUGAAUACAUGAAAUUCUGUUUCUGUGUAGAGGCUUUUUUUGUUGUAGAACUUGUAAAAACUUUGAAAACUACUCUGAGAUAUAUAAAGGUCAUAAAAGUCUG